This is a messenger RNA of Dujonia railenensis, 819 nucleotides long. The record is from the annotation of a GenBank genome assembly. NCBI's taxonomy places the organism in Eukaryota, Fungi, Ascomycota, Pichiomycetes, Serinales, Debaryomycetaceae.
AUGUUCAGGAAUUCUUUGCUUAAGACUUCAGGCCUUCUCCGUAGGCCAUCGCAUCUCAACAGAACACCGUUCGUGCUGUUUAGAAACUUAUUCAUCCAAACAGCAGACACUCCGAACGAGCAAGCGUUAAAAUUUUUACCUUCCAUGCAAAUAUUGAACGAAAAUGAAACCAAAGAGUUCUUAAGUGGAAGGGAAGCAGCUAUCUCACCCUUAGCGGUCAAGCUUUUCGCUAUUGACGGGAUUAAGUCCGUUAUGUUUGGAUCUAACUUCAUCACAAUCGAAAAAAACUCCUCAGAAUUUCAUUGGGCGUUACUUAAGCCUGAAAUAUUCUCUAUAUUGACUGAAUUCUUGACCAGUGGUCAAAAAUUGAUAGAUGAAGAUCAUCAGAGUGGUUUGACUAACGACAUGGCCAUUAAUGAAGAUGAUGACGAGAUAGUUUCUGCGAUCAAGGAACUCAUCUUCACUAGAAUCAGACCAGCUAUCCAGGACGAUGGUGGUGACUUGGAGUUUGUAGAUUUCCUACAGGAUGGUACAGUAUUAUUAAAAUUAAAGGGGGCAUGUAGAUCAUGCGAUUCCUCUUCUGUAACUUUGAAAAAUGGGAUUGAGAGUAUGUUGAAGUACUAUAUUGAAGAAGUUCAAGAGGUUAGGCAAGUUGAAGAUGAUCAUGUUUUGGACCCAGCUCUAAGUUUUAAAAGUGAGUACGACGGACCUGAAGUUUUAAGAGAAGAAGAAGAAGUAGAAGGUCAGCAUAACACCAUUGAAUCUGCUACUGUCAUAACUCCAAGCAGAAGAGGAGAAGCAUCACCACCAAACUUAUGA